UCCGUCACCCAAAGCCCGCGAAACGCGUCUUCGUGAGUAGCGCCUAGGUCGUGCGGUGAAUGAAAGGCUGAGACGGGCUUGUCGACGACGACGGAAGUCGAGAGUCCGCGGCUGCAUCGACGACGGAAGAAGUUGUCAGAGAGAGAGCCGUGACCGACGGCGGCUAACGGAGUUCACAGAAGUUGACGGGUUGACGGAUCUGGACGGAUGCUGACUGACGUUGACGGAUGUUGACGGACGUCGACGGAAUUUGACGGACGUGAGGCGGCGAGGAUGCGCGUGAAGACGCUGCAGGUGCUGUGGCACGGCAGGGAGCCCGUGCUGUCCGCUGACUUCCACCCGUCGGGCGUGCUCGCGACUGGCGGCGCGGACAAGGAAAUCAAGCUAUGGCGGGUGGCGGCAGACGCCACAGGGGAGCCAGCAGUGGAGUUCGUGGCGGCCCUGGCGCACCACAACUACGCCGUCAACGCCCUCCGCUUCUCGCCCUCUGGAGACGUCCUCGCCUCGGGAGCAGACGGAGGGGAGAUAGUGCUGUGGAGGCAAAUACAGACUCCCAGCGGUGCCAUGUGGAAGGCCUUCAGGGCUCUCAGUCGCCAUGAGAAGGAUGUGUUGGAUCUGUCCUGGGCUCCGGACGGCCACUCACUAGCGUCGGGUUCAGUGGACAACUCUGCCAUCAUAUGGAACCUCGCCAGAGGUGUGCCUGAGGCGUUUCUCAAGGACCACGUGCACUACGUGCAGGGCGUGGCGUGGGACCCCCUUUCGCGCUUCCUCGUCACCUGCAGCGGCGACCGCACCUGCCGCGUCUACUCCCUCCCCUCGCCCCCUCCCACUACCGCUGCCACUGACGCUGCCGCUGCUACUGGUGGUUCCGGUGCUGCAGGGGCUGGGGGCGGAGGAGCAAAGGGGGGAGGAGGGGGAGGGAAGCAGCAGAAGUCUGCAGGUGUUGUGCGGUGUGUGCAUGUGAUUCAGAAAAGGGAUGCCCCUGCUGCUGCUGCGGCUGCUGCUGUAGGGGGGGAUGAAGUGGGUGCGACAGAGGCAGUGGGAGGAGGAAGAGGAGGGGGAGCAGGAGGUGCAGGGGGAGGGGAGGGUGUAGUUCAAGAGAGAGGGGCGGAAGCAGUGGGCGCAGCAAUGGAGGUGGAGAAAAGGGGGGAAGGAGGAGAGGGGGGCGAGGUGGAGAAUGGAGCCAAGCUAGAAGGCCCAAGUAAGGCGGUGCGCGUGCAUCUGUUCCACGAUGAGAACAUGCCCUCCUUCUUCCGCCGCCUCGCCUGGUCCCCGGAUGGAGCUAUGCUGGUCAUCCCUGCGGGUGUAUGGAAGGCGUCCCUGUCCGCGCCUCCCACCAACACCUGCUUCGUCUUCUCUCGGUCCGACCUCUCCAAGCCCAUGAUGCAUCUGCCGUCGCUCAACAAGCCGCUAGUGGCCGUCCGCUUCUGCCCCGUCUUGUUCCACCCCUCCUCGCCUGCUCACUCGCCCACAAUCGCCUUGCCUGCCCACGAGGCCCCGGCAUCCAAUGGUGCAGCCACUGGUGCUGGUGCUGCUGAUGACGAUGUGCAGCAAGCUGUUCAACAGCAGCAGCCCCAGCAGCAGCAGGACACCCCACCCACCUCCGCCUCCUUCUCCCUGCCGGUGGCCCUGCCGUACCGCAUGGUGUUUGCAGUGGCGUCCACCAACUCCGUGUGCCUCUACGACACUGCCACGCCGCGCCCCCUAGCUGUGCUGGGCGGGCUGCACUACGCUGCCAUCACCGACCUCGCAUGGGCGCCUGACGGGCGGUGUCUGGUGGUGGCAUCGCAGGACGGCUACUGCACGCUCGUCACCUUCACUGCCACCGACCUCGGCACUCCCCUUAUGCCCUCUGACCUGCCUGCCCACCUGCGGGACUCCCUCCACGCCCUGCACCCGCUCAAGCUAAUACCGCCACCUCCACCACCGUCUGCCGCUACUGCUCACGCGCCACCACCGUCUGCCGCUACUGCUGCUCCUGCUGCUGCUGUUGCUCCUGCUGCUGCUGCUGCUCCUGCCGCUACUGCUGCUCCUGCUGCUGCUGCUGCUGCUGCUCCUGCCCCUGCUGCUGCUCCUGCUCCUGUUUCUGCUGCUGUUGCUGCGGCUCCUGCUCCUGCUUCUGCUGCUCCUGCUGCUCCUGCUGCUGUUGUCCCUGCUCCUUCUCUUGUUGCCCUUGCUCCUGCUGCUACCCCUGCUCCUGCUCGUGUUGCCCCUGGCGCUGCUGCUGCAGCUGAUGCUGAUGCGACUACUCCUGCUCCGCCUUCUGCUGCCGCUGCCAUUGCUGCUGAUGCUGCUGCUGCUCCUCCGGCUGCAACCCCCUCUGCUCCUACUGAUAUUCCUAUUACUGCUGCUGCGCCUCCUGUUGCUCCUGCUGCUACUCCUCCUGCUUCUGCUGCUCCGUGUGGUCUUCCUGCUCCACUUGCUGCAGGCCCCACAGCACUGCUGGACUCGGCACAUGUCCCACAGGUGACAGAUGCCACACCAUCUGCUCCCUCUCCUCACCCUUCUGCUGCUGCUUCCACUAGCGAUGCUGAUGCUGCCCCUCUUGCGGAUGCCCCUCCUGCGGAUGCUGCCCCUCCUGCCGAUGCCCCUCCUGCCGAUGUUGCCCCUCCUACGGAUGCUGCCCCUCCUGCCGAUGCUGCCCCUCCUGCUGAUGCUGCCCCUCCUGCUGAUGCUGCCCCUCCUGCGGGUGCAGUAGCCACUGGUUCUGAUGUCACUGUCACUGCCACUGCCACUGCUACUGCUGCUGCUGGUGGUGCUACUGCUGCUGCUGCUGCUGGUGGUUUUACUGUUGCUGAUUCUGCUGCUGGUGCUACUGCUGCUGAUGCUGCUGCUGGUGCUACUGCUGCUGCUGCUGCUGGUGGUUCUACUGUUGCUGAUGCUGCUGCUGGUGCUACUGCUGCUGAUGCUGCUGCUGGUGCUACUGCUGCUGCUGCUGCUGGUGGUUCUACUGUUGCUGAUGCUGCUGCUGGUGCUACUGCUGCUGAUGCUGCUGCUGGUUCUAUUGCUGCUGAUGCUGCUGCUCAUCUCUCCCCACAUGCACACGCCAGCCCUCCAAACCUGGAUACUGAAGCAACAGCAGCAGCAGCAGCGGCAUCAGCACCACCAAAUAUUCCAGAAGCUGCUACCUCUGUAUGUGCACGCGAGGAGAGUGGUGCAUGUGCGGGUGAAAAAGUUGGUGAUGCAGUGAGGACGAGUGGAUGUGCUGCAGGGGAAAGAGGGAGUGAUGAAGGCAUGUGUGCACCAGACACUGCCAGGAACAUUAUUACAGACGAUAGCGUACAGAACCCUGGUAGGCAGAGCGCUGAUAACGAUUCAGCUAAUAAGGAAGACUGCAGGCAAGCAGGGGAGAACGGAAGCACGGAAUCGCUAGGUACUGCCGCUGCUGCAGAAGCAGACGAGCAGGUGCAGCAGCAGCAGCAAGUGGAGAGCAAGGGGGGAGCAGAGGGAGAGGGGUCACAGCAGCAGGGUGUGAAGAGGCCACACGAAGAAGAGAGUGGGGAGGAAACCAGGAAGGCAGUCAGAGGGUGAGGGAGUGCAGGUAGAUGAAGGGCGUCGGAUGGGACGGGACGGGAUGGGAUGGGAUGGGGGAUGGGUUAGGAACAGGGAGCAUGGCGGGGCUUGGGUCGGUGAGGCAUCGGGGUGCAGCAGUGCAUCGCCGUAACCUUGUACGCCAUGGGCGCACACAUGCUUUUCCCGGUACCUUUCUCAAGGCCCUACCUACGUCAAGCCGAACUUAUUUCCGAAUAAGCUUCUUCUGUGUUGAAGUGGCCCUCGUACCGGUGUUAGCCGCCGUCAUCCUCCCAGGGCUACCGCAUCGUGCAAAAUAUGAGCAUUGAUUUGUUGCAAUUCUCUUGCCCUGUAUUGGGGCAGGGCCCAAAAUUGGUUUUGGGCCGCCCUUUGAAACCAGGGUCGCCCCACCGAAACACCCUGUCACACAGGGUACCUAACUCAGGGUAGUCUGAUUUUUCAGGGUAAACUUUUUGCAACACUGUUUACACAGGGAAUAUUUAAAACCACCCUGUUCUUUAUUGCCACUGCAUUGCAAUUUAAAGC
Closterium sp. NIES-67 is the source of this 4056-nucleotide messenger RNA. NCBI's taxonomy places the organism in Eukaryota, Viridiplantae, Streptophyta, Zygnematophyceae, Desmidiales, Closteriaceae. The record is from the annotation of a GenBank genome assembly.